Molecule: messenger RNA, 875 nt
Organism: Paramecium pentaurelia
Lineage: Eukaryota; Ciliophora; Oligohymenophorea; Peniculida; Parameciidae
Source: the annotation of a GenBank genome assembly
AUGUCUCAACAACAAUCUAUGUAAAAAUCAGCCACUUAAUCAACUCUUCGAACUCUUACAAAUUAUGGAGGAUAAUAAAGAUUAGUCAAUUAUGCAAAUUUAUAAAGGAAUCUUUCUCCUCAAGCUGAAUUAUGUCUUGCAAAAGAUUACAAUUCCAAAAUUAAUAAAUAUGUGUAUGUAUUAUUAAAUAUUCUAGAAAACAAGAAAAAACUACAUGUACAUUACCCUCUGAAUGUGAUAGUAAAACUAUUGAAAUGUGUAAAGAAAAUUUAAAUAAAAUUGCAACUCUCUAAAAAAACAACCCCACACUUAAAUCUAGUGACCCUAUAACUUAAGAAAGUAGAACCUUAAAUGAAAAUAAGAGUCAUAUUAUAAAAACUCCUUUGAGUGAUGUAGAUAAUCUAUGGAAUUUUCAUAAUAAUCCUAUAGUUUCAAGAUAAAAUCCAAAUUCUAAAGUGAAUUAUUAAACAUAAUAACCUGAUUGGAAAUCUAGUUAAAAAUCAAUUCAACCAGCUCCUGCAAAAACAAAAGAUCUUUUUGAAAAAAGAGAACUUAAAGUAGCUGAUUCAAAACCAGCAGAUAGAAAUCCAAUUUUAGAUGAUAAUUAGGGAAAAUAAUAUGGAAAGCAUGAAUCAUAUGGAAAGACUGAUCAUUUAGAAUGCAAGAAAUUACUUUCAAAUGGUUAUGGUUAAGAAUUGAAAUAUAAAGAGGAUGUAUACUAUUUAUAUAUAUAUAUCUAGAAACAUUUGGCUUAGAAACCAAAUUCAUUUCAAUAAUCUGAAAGAACUUUCAAUUAUUCAACUGUUAAUUAAGGGGAUUAUAGAAAGAAACCAUCAGAGUUUGAAAACAAAAAUACAUUUUUUACUAGAAAAUGA